AUGCCAGAGUAAGUGCUACAACAUGGUUGUGAUGGAGGUAAAUAACCAGCAAAGAGGGACUUUUUGGCUCCCUGUACUUUUCCAGAAGAGCAAGCACAACCCCAUAAAUACAGACACUUCUCUAAAAAUAGCUACCCCAUGUCUGAGACCUAACAGGUGAUUGGCCCAGGGACAGUAGGAAUGUGGGACUCAGUGAAGGAGACUCGGAGGGCAGUGGUCUGUUUCUCAGUUUCUCUCACUGGGCAAAAUGAUGGCUCUGCGUUUGAGGCCCUUGAGCAGGGGACUGGCUACUGCGGCCAAGGAAGAGCAUGGAGGAGCAGGAGCGAAAACCUGGCGUCUGCUGACCUUCGGGCUCGCUCUCCCAGCGGUGGCUGUUUGCACCCUCAACUCCUGGCUCCACUCAGGUCACCAUGAACGGCCUGAGUUCAUACCCUAUCACCACCUCCGCAUCCGUACCAAGCCUUAUUCCUGGGGUGACGGCAACCACACCUUGUUCCACAAUCCCCGCAUGAACGCUCUGCCCACGGGCUAUGAACACCCCUGAACCCGGGCGCCCUUGAAGUUCAAUAAAGACUGGCCAACCAAGGCCCCCCGUGAGAA
Molecule: messenger RNA, 600 nt
Organism: Vombatus ursinus (common wombat)
Lineage: Eukaryota; Metazoa; Chordata; Mammalia; Diprotodontia; Vombatidae
Product: cytochrome c oxidase subunit 6A2, mitochondrial
Exons: 3
Coding region: 248-544 (98 amino acids)
Biological process (GO): mitochondrial electron transport, cytochrome c to oxygen
Cellular component (GO): mitochondrial inner membrane
Molecular function (GO): enzyme regulator activity
Source: RefSeq, a predicted model, not a curated record